Molecule: messenger RNA, 1732 nt
Organism: Zea mays
Lineage: Eukaryota; Viridiplantae; Streptophyta; Magnoliopsida; Poales; Poaceae
Source: RefSeq
CGAAGACGAGCACCACGAGCUCGCUCCCCUCCAGCAGCGAGCGCUCCUCCAGCUCCGCUUGCAACAACCUCACGGAAGGAGGUAGGUGUCGCGCCCAACCCGUUGCUGGUUAAUCAGCUGAAGUUGCUGCUGCCCUGCCCCGCAUGGCACCCCAGGGGCGGAGAGCGACGAGGAGAUACGGCGGGGUGCCAGAGAUGGGCGGCGCGUCGGCGUCGGCCUCGUCGGGCGCCGGCGCGGACGAGCGUCCCAAGGGGGAGGACGGCAAGCAGGGGCAGGUGGCGGCGGGGGCGCAGCCUCCAGCGGGCGGGAAGAAGCGCGGGCGCACGGCGGGGGACAAGGAGCAGAACCGGCUGAAGCGGCUGCUGCGGAACCACGUGUCCGCGCAGCAAGCGCGGGAGCGGAAGAAGGCGUACCUGACGGAGCUGGAGGCGAAGGCCAAGGGUCUGGAGCUCCGCAAUGCGGAGCUGGAGCAGCGGGUGUCCACGCUCCAAAACGAGAACAACACGCUCCGCCAGGUUAUAGAUGUUAGUGGAAAAGAAUUCAAAUUCACCUGGGCAUCUGGACGUGGCGAAUUGUGUGAUAUUUAUGAAGAACGCCAGAGUGGAGAGGAUGGAAAUGGGUUGCUUCUGGAGUGUGGCUCUACUUGGCGCAAGUGAACCCUAUAGCCUGGGCAGUUCCUACAAAACAUGAGGGUGAUGCCAGUGAAGAAGCUUCUCUCGCCGAUGAGACACUUGCAUCAGAAGUAGUGCUAACCCGGAAGAGGAAAAUAGGAAGCUCUUUGUCAGUAGAGCCAAACCAUCUCUCUGAUGAACUUGAACCAAAGUUGGAGGAUGCUUAGAACGGGGAGACGUCUAACUGAAAAGUAAAAGUGGGCAGCAUCGUGAUGCCAACUUACCCCCCUGCCAUGGUUUUAUUGGUCCUCUGCUUGUUUCUCGUUUUCCUUGGGAGUCAGCUUCUCUGUUUUAUGUGGUCGCACACGGCCUUAUUUGUAGUAUUACACCACAGAAGCUGGCUGACCCCCACUGAGGGAGAGGUGAUUGAUGCAAGCAUUGUGUAUGAUCCUUGGACAAGGGAAUCGCGGGGGUUUGGUUUUGUCACCAUGGCUGCUACUAAGGAGGCAGAUCACUGCAUCAAAUAUCUGGAUUGUUCUGUGUUGCAAGAACAUUUUAUUGUUUUGUCUUCACCACCGAGAAUCCGAGAUCGCCUCCCAUAGCCUCCACAUCCAUAAGGUCCUGCUUGACUGCGACGACGUCCAGGCUGAUGCCCUCAUCGUGGAUCGACUCGCCUCGCUCUAGAAGGAGUGGCCCCUCUGGAGUUGAAUAUGCAGUUAUAACCAAAUUUUACCCCUUUUAUCCUAGAAGAGUUGCCAAGACACGGUAUAAGACCAUGAUAAUAGACUAAGAGAGGAUUUGGCUCUAAUUACUAUAUGUUUUAUUUAUGCAGUCCCAUGAGAACUUUGAGUAUUUGCAGAUUGCUUUAUUAAUUUAUUAAAGUUAAAGAUUGUAUGUGUUGAGUAUGUAUCCACUCUUGUUGGAAGUGUCUUGCAAUUCCAAUCCAAGGAUGUAUAAAAUACUGCAUGGGCUAAGUAUGUGUUUUUUCAUGUAUUUGGAGUAUAUAUACUUUUUGUUGCUUGAGAACAUGUAUGUACACUAGAAGCUUGUCAAUUGUGUGAACUUGAGUUGAUCCCUGUCUAACCUGAGUAUAUAUAUAUAUAUAUAUUUUGUUGCUUGAG